Messenger RNA from Amoebophrya sp. A25, 2098 nucleotides. Lineage: Eukaryota; Dinophyceae; Syndiniales; Amoebophryaceae. The record is from the annotation of a GenBank genome assembly.
CAAACUACGGUGGGCGAGAAAGGCCAUAAAUAAAGGGACACCCACAUGACAUGGGGCUGGGCGCUCGUAGCUUCAUCAACACUAAAAUUCUACCAGGCGCGUUUGUAUUUGGUGCUUCUUCUAUUGUGCUGUGCGAUUCGAAGAUUCGCAGGAGGUGGGAGUCAUUAUGGCUGAACUUGAAUAAAAUUGUAACUAUGAAUGUUGUAUAUGCUUGUCUACUUCAUCAUCAACAGGCUGUCCUCGCUGUCCUUGUCUUACAUCUGAAAACUAAGAAAUAAACUGUGGAAAAAUUUUUGAACAAUAUGUGCUUGUACAAGGAUAUUAUGGUCGGCCUAAAAUGCUUCGCAUAUUAUAACAUAAAAUAUUGAUUGAACUUGAAGUGGAUUUUCUUCUUGGGACAACGAACCCGGGAUCAUGACCUGGACAAACUCGACGAGUCUAACUUUACCGACGCUGUUGUGGUUGUGCAACGCCGAGGCCGCCCAGACGAGAUUUCGACACAUCCUCAGGGAUGAUGUACUCAGGUAGCAUCUGCAUUCUUAUGGCAGAAUCACUUACUUGACUCGGUAGGUCAGAUCGGAGCCACCUACGCGACGCAUGACUUGACUUUUACUUUGCCAUAUGAUGAUCCUACAAGAAAAAAGUCGACAGGAGAUAAGAGGUGAUGACCACUAGACCUAGAAGAAGAAAAUGAUCAUAAAUAAUCAGGACAUGGAUUCCAUGUAGAGCGUCAUGUUCACGAUUCUCCUCAGUGCCUCUAACGUUUUCGCGAGUACCGUCAUGGGCUUGAGUCUUCUGCGGCUUAGCCUGUUCAAUCAGAAGUGGGAGCCUCUUGAAAAGUAUGGCCCUGAGUGGAGUCCGGCAUAUUAUACGCGGUAAUUUUUGCAGAUCUAUCCUAUCUUUUCUUUCUUUAUUCUUAAUGCUAGCUUAGAAUCAAUUCGCAUUUCCAUUUUCAUGAUGUGAAAUUUAUUUGUACUAACAAAAGGCACAGGUACAGCGUUGCAUUCUCAAGAAGUAAUACAUAUGAUAAGAUAAUGAAAGCGCCCACGGCCACCUUCCACUUUCACGCAGCUCGUGGUAGAGCAGUAAAAUGAGCAAAGGCUAUUUGUAGAGAAUAAAUUGUGAAGCGCAAGCCAACUACUCUAUCUCUUUUUGAUAAGAAUCAAUGUGAUAAAUUCAUUUUCAUCAAUGAAGAGUGAGUAUGAUCUUAGAUGUACUCCUUGGGGCGUUUUGCCUGCGCUCUUGUCGGAACCUCGUGUGAAGACUUAGCAGAGGCACCCUAUCCUUAUAUCCUAUCCUAUGCUUUUGUUCAUGUUCAGGCUUUUCGCAUUCGAAGUACCAUUGCAACUCUUUUGCGGUCUUGUGAUCCUGUUCACUGUCGUUGGCGUCUUCAAGGACAAGAUUCACCCACAGAAAAAUCGACAUCGACUUGAACCAAGAACAUCUGAAUCAGUUUAUGGUACAGAGGUUUUGAGAAUUAUUGUACAAUCGGUAUCGUGUAUCUAUUGUACUAAUAGAUACAACCGUGUAUCUUCAAGUCUGUAUUCAAUCCAUGAUAUCAUCGAUCUCGCCUGGCGCUGCUUAUGUCCUGCUAUUCUAAGCCUAGAUACGCUUAUCUCCCCUCUAACCAACAUUGGGCGCUAAGCGGGAUCUUGGCUCCCAACGCAGAUCGCUGGUAGAUGCACAGAAAACCGCUGGCGUGAGUCUCUCUCCCGGUGCCGCUCCCUAGCGCGUGGUCAGGUGGCCAAGGUGGCAGCAUCUUCUUCACCUAUUCACGCUGACUUUGUCUGCUCGGGCGUACCGCGGAUGAGACCCAACCUCCUGCUGCACGAUUUUGAAACGGCACAUUACUAUAGUGAUUACCCUCGUCUUCCUCUCCUUUUAUGUUAGUUUACUUCUUUAGCACUAUUCACUCUUGUUACAAGAACCCGACAUCUUCUCACUCACACGAUGAAAGUGAACAAAAUCAACGUGAUUGGAAAGCGACUUCCAUGAAGAUGCGGCAAGUGGGAUGUGCCAAAUAUCUACUACAGCAAGUCUUUUCAUUCCAUCGUUCGAGGUCCCUUUAGUCGUGCGUCUUCUUGCCCGCGCUGUAUUA